This is a messenger RNA of Hipposideros armiger (great roundleaf bat), 3802 nucleotides long. RefSeq names its product C1q and TNF related 1 (gene C1QTNF1). Lineage: Eukaryota; Metazoa; Chordata; Mammalia; Chiroptera; Hipposideridae. The record is from RefSeq and is a predicted model, not a curated record. The transcript has 4 exons. Gene Ontology annotation, molecular function: protein binding. The coding region runs from base 2740 to 3711 and encodes 323 amino acids.
GCGUGGCCCAUCUGGGAGCCCACGAGAGCGACCUUGUGGGGCGGAGGUGAGGGGGGCCUCAUCAUUCUGGUUGGCCCUGGCCUCUGACCGAUCACAAGGCUGAUGAAAUCUCCCCCAGAUACUGCAUCUGGCUUUGGAUUCUGAUUUGUUAAUGCGAGGGGUUUGUUUUGCUUUGUUUUGCCAUGACUCCUGUCCCAGUUCUGAUCAGGACUCUGUCCAACAGGAAGACACUUGCUGAACCGAGAAGGUUCUGUCUUGGUUGGUUGGGGGCGCUAUGGCUGGCCAUGGAAGAGAAUCAGGCUGUCUGCAAGACUUCCCCUGGUUUGCCAGAUUUCCCGUCUUUCCUCCUCAAAAUUUUAAACCAGUAAAUGAAGCCGAUGACAAAGGGCCUUAGGGCCCUGGCCAGCUCUGUGGUUUGAUCUUUUCUUUCCUUUGUUGAAGGUGGACUUGCAUUUCUCCGGAGCCUGGCCUUGUGGGUUGUCGCCCAUCUGCCUGUUGGCUUGAGCUGUGGGCCUUAAGCUGCUGCCCACCAUGCGCUCGGACCUCCGUUCCUGGGCUCCCGAGCUUCCCACGCCUCUGAGCCUUCUGUUCCACACGGGGAUCUCGGGAAACCCCAGCUCUUGUUGCCACGUUUAACGCCACCCCCUCCCCCAGUUUCUGCCUCAAGGAAAAUGAGUAAUCCCUUUUCUAAUCUCUUGGGAGUUGUGGGGGCUCAAACCAGGAGGAGGGAGGGAAGAAGACUAUACGUACAAUAACGAUAGUUAUAGGGACCAUUCCAGCACUUUGUACCUGCUCCAUCAACCCUUCAUCGACUGUGUGAGAAAUUAUAGUUUCGUAACCGUCUGACAACUUAGUUUCCCCCUAAAUUUGGCACUAACGAAUUUGACAGAACAAUGGGACUCGAACUGUGAGGCUCUGAAUGGCCUUCCUUUAUCCCACGGCCGAAAACGCUAGUAUCCAAUGAAGGGGUGCUGCCCCCAAAACCACUGGGGUGGAGCCUCUGUGUUUUAUUUGCAUCUUAUUCUGAGCACAUCUGGCCUCACAGCUUCCAUAUCAGAGACCCAUGGACCUGUCUCUGCUUUACAGAUAAGGGAACUAUAAGGCCCCGAGAGCUGGGGCAGCACCCCCAAGCUGAGGACUCCCAGCCUUCCAUUAGAAUGGGCCAAAUGCAGCUGGAGGAGAUGCCCGUUAUGUAGCCGUAUUUCUAGAGCUCUAUCGUGGACCCCCAGUCCACGUCUUCGAAUUAUCUUAGAGGUAACUGUCUUUUAGUUCUUCAGUGCCAAAACCAUCUUGGAUGGGGUGAAGGCAGGGGGCAAGUCGUCCAUCUCGGCAUCUGUUUCUCUUUCAUGCCGCUUCAGCUUCGUGUGCGCUGAGGUCUGGUCCGGGUGAGGCCCUGGGUAGGGCAAUGGGGAGCUUUGCCAUUGCAUCCAGGGGUUCCCGGUUCACUAGAGUUCUGAAAAACACGCAGACCCUCACACGUCCGGGAGGAAGGUCUCCCAGGGGCUACACGGAGAUGGAGUCCCUUCUGCUUCGCUUCCUGUGGUGUCCCCCGGUCUCCUUGCUGCAAAGGCUAUUUGAGGACAGAGUACCAAGGGACAGUCAGUCCCUGUGCUGGGCCUGGGUCUUGUUGAUGGUAACAGAGCCGACGAGCUUAUCUCGGGGUUUUCCUGUGUCGAUAAUCAACCACGGAUGUAAGUGUGGCCAAGCCUCAGACACGUGCAGCUGCCGAGCCUUCUAACACCAGUGGAAACAGCAUCUCUGGUGGGGACGGGUGUUCUGAGUCUUGCCCGAGUGUCCAUGAACUCCUCUUGGGCCGCUCAGAACCGGAAGCAUGUUUACCCUUUGCUCCCACAGUGGGUUGCUGGAGGCCAGGUCUCUGUGGAGUGGCUGCUGGGCACUCACUGGCUCCACUGCCAAGAACCUCUGUCUUCUUCCAUCUCCACGUCCUUAGCUGCCCUAGCAGGCAGGUGUGCCUGGUGGCUGUCAGGUGGGCACACCCCCUUCUCCCCUUUGAUUCCUUAGCCUUUAGGAAGUUCCAUGGCAAGGGGCAGUGAGGUGCAGGCGCUUUGCUUUGCCCUGAGCACCCCAAACCAGCACCCCAGUCUCUAUGGCCUCUGUCCAAGUGAAGCCAGAGAGAGGGGCCCUGGGAGGAGGGAUGACUGAACAAGGGCGGGUAUGACAUCCAAGUAGAUUGGCGAGGACGUGGGAGUGAGGGUUCAGAAAGAACAAAAAAGAAAGAAAGCUGUUAUUAUCAUAGCAGAGUUCUGCUUGUCUGGCCAGGUCCUUCCUCUUCUCAUGAUGUGGUAAGAUUCCAGAACAAGCCAGUCUGGCUCAGAUUUUGGGGAUGGAGACCAGCCUGACCUGGGGCAGCUUCUGGGAAACCUGGGGCAGCUACCAGGCUGUGAGGAGGGGCCAACGCACUUGUUUAGAAAGAACUUUUGUAUAAAAUGGAGAAAAUAUUCGAGUUUCAUAUCCAGGAAUGAGACUGAGAAAUGCCACAGUCCCCCCGGCCCCGCCCUCGACUCUCACUGCCCUCUGGAAAAUCUGCUGCUCCCAGCUGGGGGUUCCCAACCUUUGGAUCACAAAGCUGCCUAAGAAUCUGAUCAAAGUGACACACCAUUGCUGUCCAAAAAUGUACACACGUGCACACGUGCAAUUUUGCAUUCUGUUUUGGGGGUUCACAGAUUUCCCCAAACCGGGCCAAGGUCCCUGGACCCCAGGUGGAGGCCCUGACUGAAGAUGUGUCUCAGGUCUGCCACCGUCUGGGGACUUGAUCCCGGCAGUAGGUUACAGGUAACCCCGGAGCUCCUGGAAAUCCCAUCCCCCUGCCUCCAAGCAACUUGGGGUGUCCAAGCCUCCUUGCCCUGGGCUCCCGGCUGCCCUCACAUCUGGGCAGACUUCCAGACCCUUGGAGUGGCCACUGCAGUCCCAGCCUGGGCUGGCUUCCCAGGGUGGCCUUCCCCGCCCGCCCGCUGGGCACGCAUACAGUUAAUCCUCCGCGGCCGCUGUUUGGAUAAAAUGCGCUGGGAGCCUUGGAAGCUCCAGGCAGCUCACAUCUGGCUGGGGUUUGCUCUUUACGCCUCUGUCCCGCUUUCUUCGGCUCUUCCUUUACUUUCGAGAAACCGCGUUUCCGCUUCUGGCCAGAGAGACCUUGGAGCCGAGGAGGUCAAGGUGCCGGGAAGGGACGGGCUGCUGCCUGCACCAGCCUCCCCUUUUCUGCGCCCUCUUCCCGGAGGACUUUUUCCUUCUUCUCCUUCGACAAGUCUGUUCUUCCCCCGACCUGGCCCGGAGGAGGCUCCGUCGCAGGGAGAUGCUCUAAGAGGCGGCGCUGGGAGAGCCCAGAGGCCGCGGGGAGGACGCCGGCUGGAGGAAAGAUUUCACCCUGGGUUUGCUUCAGCUCCGAAGAGGAGGUUCUUGAGGAGAACCAGCAGCCUCUGCCGCCCCACUGUCAGCAGGGCAUCUUUGACUCUUUGCUGGGCUGUGACGUGCUCUCACCCCACUGAUGCCAUCACCCCCGAGCCAGUUGCAUCCUGGUCCCCAUCUCCUCUGAUCAAGCAGGGCACAGAGGAAGAUGGGCUCCCAUGGACGGGGACUCAUGCUGGCGUGCUGCCUGCUGCUGGCCUUCACCUGUGGCCCGGUGCUGGGCCGAGUGUCACGUGGCCCGCAGGAGCAGCAGGAGGGGACCCAGGAGCCGCUGCUGGAGCACGCUGAGAGGGUUGAAGAAAAGCAUGAAAAAUACAGCCCCAGGCAGAGCGAGGACCCCCCUGCCUCCCGGUGCUAUCGCUGCUGUGACCCUGGUGCC